GCGCGCCUUGCUCAAAGCUGUCGACUUCGUCCUCCUCUCCUGCAGUCAAAUUCCCUCUGGACAUGUUCAGGGACACAUCUCCAACAUGCUAUCCUAAGAAGGUCAUGCAACUCAUAAAACCCUCCAGCCAUUGCUCUGCAGCAGCACUGCAGCUGUUACUCUUGAUACAGAAUCAACUUCCAGAGGUACGCACUGCAUUGUCAGCUAUCCAAGCAAGGACUGGCAGGUUGCCCAGGUAAUAACAACUGGUAUGACUCUCACAUGUGCAUCUAGGUUCACAUUUCUGUUAUGCUUUCACAGGUCGUGCCGAUGUCUGCAAGUCCACUCUGGUGAAUGCGGUUUUGGGACGCACUAGUCUAUCCUCGGCGAGCAAGCAAGGCGUGAGUUGUGUAUUGAGCAUGCUGAAGUGUGCAUUUCACCUACUUACUGCUUAGGGCCACACUCGAAUGAUGGACUUCUAUGGCGUUGGCCCAGUUUCGCAUAAGCUUGUUGUUGUGGACGCCCCCGGCUAUGGCGCGCGCGGCAAGGCUGAGUGGGGAAAGUUGUUUCAGCACUACAUUGAGCACAGAGAAAUAGUCCGUAUUUGUACAUCUCCGCUUGAAGGCACACCAACCUUGUUGCAGGCUGGAGUGCAUCCACAUCAGGCAGGCCAUCUCCGAGGCAGCGCUGCUUUGUUUACCGCCCGUCAUCACUGCGGCUACGAAGAGUCAGUUCUGGGGCGGGGACGAGGUCUGACUUAGUAUUGCUGAAGUAUGUGCUUUAGGCCGUAUAGCUAGCAAAGUGACAUUUUUGUGACCCCUCG
Messenger RNA from Phanerochaete carnosa HHB-10118-sp, 802 nucleotides. RefSeq lists its product as uncharacterized. The transcript has a single exon. Lineage: Eukaryota; Fungi; Basidiomycota; Agaricomycetes; Polyporales; Phanerochaetaceae. The record is from RefSeq and is a predicted model, not a curated record. Bases 447 to 740 code for a protein of 97 amino acids.